AUGCCCAUGAAUGAGCUUUAUGCUCACUUAAAGGAGUAUGGCUAUAUGCGAGAAAUGCUCCUUACGAAUAAUAUUAGUGAUCAAAUGCCUGGAUACUGUGAAUAUCAUCAGGAGAAAAUAGGCCAUGACGUAGAAAGCUGUGAACAGUUUAAAGAAGCUGUUAGAAAAAUGAUGGCGUUAGGGAUCGUGUCUGUAAAGAAGGGAGACGCUAAAGUGUGCAUGGUAGAAAAAAAACAGAUUGAGCUUGUCAUUAAAAAUUCAAGCCCAAAAGAGUGGGUCCAGGUAGUCUCUUUUAUGAUAAACAAAGCCUCUGUAGAUCUUGCACCUCAUGCAAGACAACCAACAUUGACCAUAAGCACGCCUCAUCCCUUUCCCUAUGAAAGUGAUCGAGCAGUCCUGUGGAAAUAUCAAAGCAUUGUGGGGAACCAUAAAAAACCAACGUUGAUUGCCGGGACAAGCAAUGAAAUGGCAAACCAAGGGGGUGUUACUCGAAGUGGAAAACCAUACUUACCAUCUUACAUUAGGAAAAUGGUAAAAGAGAAAAAUGCAAGUAUUGACAGGCCAAAGGAAGAUAAUCCUAAAGAAAUGGAAAAAUUAGAAGAUGAGUUUUUAUUGAUUAUGAAGCAAAGUGAUUACAGCAUUGUGGACCAAUUGAAGAAAACUCCAGCACGUAUCUCCAUACUUUCUUUGAUUUUGAAUUCUGAAGCGCAUCGCCAAGCAUUACAAGAAGUGUUGAAUCAAGCUUUUGUGCAGCCUAAUAUAACCCCUGAGAAGGUGGCAACUGUAAUGAAUGUUGUAAAAGCCUCCUCUACCAUUUCCUUUUCGGAAGAGGAAGUUACAGAAAUCGCUGUCUACCAUUCCAAGGCUUUGCACAUCACUUUGAAAUGUGAAGGGUUCAUAAUCGCAAGAGUAUUAAUUGAUGGAGGAUCAGUGUUAAAUGUCUUGCCGCUUUCCACAUUUGAAUCAUUAUCACUAGAAGCUUCAAGUGUACAUAAAAGCAAUAUUGUGGUAAGAGCAUUCGAUGGAUCAAGACGGGAAGUAUUAGGAUCCAUUUAUCUCUCCCUGGAGAUAGGGCCUAGCAGGUUUAAGGUGGAUUUCCAACUCAUGAACAUAGACCCAAGUUACAUAAUGUUGCUAGGAAGGCCAUGGAUUCAUUCUGCUAGGGCUGUUCCUUCUACCCUACAUCAAAAGGUUAAAUUCAUCAGUGAUGAGAGAAUUAUAGCAGUUAAAGGAGAGGAGGAAAUCAUGGUGAGCAAACCAAGCUUACUCCCUUAUAUUGAGGCUGCAGAGAAAGAUCAUGGAGUUUCCUUUCAAAGCCUAGAGGUCGAGGGUAUUUGCGAUAGUACUCAUAACAUCAAUUCCGUCGUGGCUAAAAUCAUGGCGAAGAGUGGGUUUAUGCCAGGGAAAGGUUUAGGCUCUCAUUUACAAGGAAUUACGUGUCCAAUUAAGGUUUUGGAUAAUUGUAAUCGCCAAGGGUUAGGGUAUGAGCCUACCCUAGAAGACCAGAUGAAAGACAAAGUAAGUUUGGCAAAAGGCAAAAAGGCCAGUAAAUUGGAGAUUCCACACAUUAAAGAAUCCUUCCCAGGCCCGUCUGAGGUGAUAUAUGAACCAACUAUCUCAGUGAUCUCUUUUAAUGAAGAUGUAGCAUGUAGAACAAGUGCCUCAAUUGCAGUCAAUGAUUCCAACAAAGUUCUGGCGAAUUGGGAGUUUGAAGAGGCCAAUGAUAUCAUUAGCUUAGAGGAUUUUAUUUCUUCUGAUUCUAUCUCUCACCCAGAGAUUAAUAAACCCUGUGAAGAUGAUUCAUUCGUUGCCACUGAUAUGCAUGAUUGUGAGUCUGAUGAUGAAGACAUAAUCCAAACUUUUUCUAAGAUGCUUGAAUUGAGUGAUAAGGGAAUACGCCCACAUGAAGAAGUGAUUGAGAUGGUUAAUAUGGGAACCGAGGAGGAUCAAAGAAUGCUCAAAAUAGUAGAUAAUCCUGAAAGGGAACAAACGAUUGAGUUGUUUAAAGAAUACAUAGAUGUGUUUGCAUGGUUAUAUAAAGAUAUGCCUGGGCUAGACCCAAGCAUUGCUUCUUAUAAAAUACCAUUACUUCCCAAGGUCAAGCCUAAGAAAUAG
Molecule: messenger RNA, 2115 nt
Organism: Prosopis cineraria
Lineage: Eukaryota; Viridiplantae; Streptophyta; Magnoliopsida; Fabales; Fabaceae
Exons: 2
Coding region: 1-2115 (704 amino acids)
Molecular function (GO): nucleic acid binding
Source: RefSeq, a predicted model, not a curated record